GGGGGCUGAGGGACAAUUAAUUAGGCUAAGUGCACACUGCAGGUUAUAGCUCAAUGUUUGACGAAAGUGGUCAUUCGAUGUUCUAGUUUCUAACGGAUAAGAUGGCGCAGACGGAAGAUACUGUUCAACCCCUACUGCAGCAGUUCCAACAACUGUUCUUUAUAUCUAAGAUAGCCGGAAUUCUUCCACAGGAUCUCGAGAAAUUUCGCUCUAGGAAUCUGCUGGAGAAAUCUCGCAAUGGAAUGAUCUACAUGCUGUGUACUCUGAUUGUCUAUGUGGUGCUCUAUAAUAUUCUCAUCUACUCCUUUGGGGAGGAGGACCGAACCCUCAAGGCCUCGCAGAGCACCUUGACUUUUGUGAUUGGCUUGUUUCUGACCUAUAUUGGUCUGAUCAUGAUGGCCACUGACCAAUUGACUGCCUUACGAAAUCAGGGCAGGAUUGGUGAGCUUUACGAACGUAUUCGCCUCGUGGACGAGCGUCUUUACAAGGAGAAGUGUGUGAUAGACAACAGUACCAUUCAGUUUCGCAUCCGGAUCAUGCUUAUUAUGACAGUCGUUUUUGAGUUGUCCAUUUUAUUGGCCACCUAUGUCAAGCUGGUAGACUACAGUCAGUGGAUGUCCUUGCUUUGGGUAGUCUCUGCCAUUCCAACGUUUAUCAACACACUAGACAAGAUCUGGUUUGCUGUUUCGUUAUAUGCGUUAAAAGAACGUUUCGAGGCGAUCAAUGCCACACUGGAGGAGCUGGUUGCCACGCAUGAGAAGUAUAAGCUGUGGCUCCGAGGCGACCAAGAUGUAGCACCUCCUUUGGAUAGUUCUCAGCCACCCCAGUACGACAGCAAUUUGGAGUAUCUGUACAAGGAACUGGGAGGCUUGGACAUGGGUUCGAUUGGCAAGAGUUCAGUGGGGGGCUCAGGAAAAAAUAAGGUGGCACCUGUUGCUCACUCCAUGAACUCCUUCGGUGAACCAAUAGAUUCUGCUACCGGUAAACCUCCUCCACAUCCCCUAGCCUCCAAUAUGAUUCACGAAAGCGAACUGGGAAAUGCCGCCAAAGUAGAGGAGAAACUGAAUAACCUGUGCCAGGUUCAUGACGAGAUCUGCGAGAUUGGCAAAGCCUUGAACGAACUGUGGAGCUAUCCUAUUCUAUCCUUGAUGGCGUAUGGAUUCCUUAUUUUUACUGCACAACUGUAUUUCCUUUACUGCGCCACUCAGUAUCAAUCGAUUCCAUCUCUUUUUCGCUCCGCCAAGAAUCCCUUCAUCACGGUCAUCGCCUUGAGUUAUACGUCCGGGAAGUGUGUGUAUCUCAUCUACCUGAGCUGGAAGACUUCGCAGGCCUCCAAACGCACUGGAAUCAGUCUGCACAAGUGUGGUGUGGUGGCCGAUGAUAAUAUUCUCUACGAAAUAGUUAAUCACUUGUCGCUGAAACUUCUAAACCACUCAGUAGACUUCUCCGCCUGUGGAUUCUUUACCUUGGAUAUGGAGACACUGUAUGGCGUGAGUGGCGGGAUCACCAGCUACCUGAUCAUCUUGAUUCAGUUUAAUUUGGCCGCCCAGCAGGCCAAAGAAGCAAUUCAGACAUUCAACUCUUUGAAUGACACCGCUGGAUUAGUUGGUGCGGCCACCGAUAUAGAUAAUGGCAGUUCCACGCUGCAUGACCUGGUGACUACUACCAUGCUGACACCGUCAGGCUAAAUCUAAGCCUUUUUCGAUACUUUUAAAUGUUAACAGCACAUCUUAGCACCUUUAUUUUAAUCAAUACCACUAAAUAAAUCUUCAC
Drosophila eugracilis is the source of this 1773-nucleotide messenger RNA. RefSeq names its product gustatory receptor for bitter taste 66a (gene Gr66a). Gene Ontology annotation, cellular component: membrane; axon; neuronal cell body. Gene Ontology annotation, biological process: sensory perception of taste. The transcript is spliced from 3 exons. Bases 102 to 1688 code for a protein of 528 amino acids. The record is from RefSeq and is a predicted model, not a curated record. Lineage: Eukaryota; Metazoa; Arthropoda; Insecta; Diptera; Drosophilidae.